Necator americanus (New World hookworm) is the source of this 1098-nucleotide messenger RNA. RefSeq lists its product as uncharacterized. Bases 1 to 1098 code for a protein of 365 amino acids. Gene Ontology annotation, molecular function: fatty acyl-CoA hydrolase activity. The transcript is spliced from 11 exons. Gene Ontology annotation, biological process: acyl-CoA metabolic process; fatty acid metabolic process. The record is from RefSeq and is a predicted model, not a curated record. NCBI's taxonomy places the organism in Eukaryota, Metazoa, Nematoda, Chromadorea, Rhabditida, Ancylostomatidae.
AUGGGACUUUUCAUGAGCAUUGAACCUUGUGAUGACUUCCCAUGCGGCGGCUACCUCUCUUGCACGCCACCGGUGCCCUUCAUUUACAAUUUGAUCCUACUCGACUCAUGUGACUGCGAAAUUACACGCAUUGCUAUCAAAAAGCAUUGGAUGCACCCCGCUUUAGAACGCACAGAAAUUGAAGCAGAUGGAUUUUGUGGGACCCUUUUUAAACCACCAGGAGAGGGACCGUUCCCGGCUGUCAUCGACAUAUCUGGAACUGGAGGAGGACUUCACGAGCAUAAGGGUUCCAUGUUAGCAUCCGAAGGAUUCGUUGUCCUAUGCGUCGCAUUUUUUCAAUACAAAAAUCUCGUCAAAAAACUAUCAGAUGUGGAAAUCGAAUACUUCGAGAAACCCAUAAAGUGGUUAAAACGUCAAACGUUCACCAACGACCGUUUAGGCCUCCAAGGGGUAUCAUUUGGUGGAACAAUUGCUUACAGACUGGCUUCGCGUUAUUCUCAGAUCAACGCCGUUGUUUCGAUCAAUGGACCGCACGUGCAGAAUAGCUUUAUUAACAUCAAAGAGUACGGGGAACUUCUUCCUCAACCGAGGUCACUCGUUUGGGCAAGUACCAGUCUGAACGACCAAAGCAGUGUUUGGACAGAUCCUAAACUCGGCUACUUCAUUAACGGUUUGAUGGUCUCCAGCCCAGUACUGCGACACAUUGAAUUAGAUGAAUCAGUGGAAAUCCCUUGGCGUCGCAUACCAGCAAGUACUUCAUUCCGACUGGUGGCGUCUAUUGAUGAUCUCGUAGCACCUUCAGUGUUCUGUUGUCGAUACGUUUCUCAACGUUUGAUAGAAGGAGGACACAAUUUUGAGGUUCAACUACUCAAUGGAGGGCAUAUCAUGGAACCGCCAUAUUUUCCGCACCAUGACAAAGUUAAUGCGAAGUUUCAAGGUGUCUUCUGUGGUUAUGGCGGUGAUAUUGUUUUACAUGGUAAGAGUCAGGAGCUGUCCUGGGUGCGUACUAUCGAGUUCUUCACAAGGACAUUAGGGAAGCCAGCGAAUAUGCCUGAAUGGAAGCGUUUACAACCUGAAUGCAUCAGGUGUAAUUUGUAG